CUGAAUCGUAGCAAUGUGGAGCAAUCGCUGCUCUAUUUUUAUCCUGGCGCUGCUGGUCGCCAGCGGUGCAGUGAAAGUAUCCGGAAGAUUGCCUCGAAUCCUGCCGGAAUCUCUCGCCGAAGGCGAUGAAGGUGUAACAGUGCGCGGAGAUUGUGAAUUUAAGGUGAACGGCGACCUCAACGAUCCUGCUCCUCUAUUUUCGCGACACAAUUCCUACGAAAUUAUUGUGCCAGAUCCCACGGACACAGUGCGUCUGGUUAAUGGUGAACUUUUGGAUAUGUUCUGCCCGGGAGUAGGAUUUGCAGCCCCAUUCGUAAAUCGAUGGCAGGUGACGGCUACGUGUUUGCAGAAUAAGUACUUUCUGGUCGAUGAUUUAAUAUAUCCGUUUGCCAAUUUUUCCUGUACCGCCUGGCCCAUAUUUACUGCCCUUCGGUCGGGUAAGGAUUGCAAUGGAGGCACAGAUCUCGUCCAGGUAGGAUUCGAGGUGGAGGAUGGCGGCUUCCUGCAGAGCUAUGAACUGUGCCACGAUGCCGAGGCGGAAGCAACGCGAUAUGUUCAUCACGUGCUCUAUCCAUCGAGCUACGAUUAUCAGCAUGGAGUGGCGCGACCCAACUUUCUCGAACUCGAUUUCUAUGGCGGAAGGGAUGUGAAUACCAAGUACACGCAAGUACAGCAGAACAUCACAAUCAGUAACAUACUCGGUCUGGAUGCGUCACCCUACUUCAACUUUAGCGAUGACCGCAUCCUGUCUCGGGGACAUAUGAUCGCCAAAACGGAUCAGAUCUUCGGGGCGGCUCAGCACACGACAUUCCUGUUCAUCAAUGUGGCGCCUCAAUGGCAGACCUUCAACGGGGGCAACUGGGAGAAAGUGGAGACUAGUGUUCGAAAAUUCGUGGCAGAUCGUAAUCUAACCACUGAUUGCUAUACAGGCACUUGGGGUGUUUCAACCCUUCCCGAUGUGGAUGGCAUUGAGAGGGAGCUAUAUCUGGACUUCGAUGAGAACAACAAUGGCCUGAUCCCAGUGCCCAAGAUUUAUUUCCGUGUGGUCAUCGAUCGGGUGACUCGCGAAGGCAUUGUGCUAAUAGGCAUUAAUAAUCCCUAUCUAACACUGGAGCAAAUCCAAAAGGACUACAUACUGUGCCAGGAUAUUGGCCAUCAGCUAAGCUGGCUAACUUGGUACAAAGAAGAUCUGCACGAGGGUUAUUCCUAUGCUUGCUCUGUCGAGGAUUUCAUUGAAGUGGUUAAGGACUUGCCGCUGGAGGACCUGCACACAAAUGGUAUCCUUGGAUUGGACGACGUGACCACUGUUGAGCCUUCGACAACCGAAAGUUCCACAACUACUGAAGAGCCGAGCUCAACUACAAGCACCGAAAUUCCAUCAACCACUGAUACUACACCUAGUUCCACUAGCGUUUCUUCUACCACCGAAGAGCCAAGCUCAUCUACCGCUUCACCCACCACUGAACUACCAACCUCCACAGUUAUAUCCACCACUGAACCACCAACCUCCACAGUUACAUCCACCACUAAACCACCAACCUCCACAGUUGCAUCCACCACUGAGCAACCCACUUCCACAGUUACAUCCACCACUGAACCACCCACCUCCACAGUUACACCCACCACUGAACCACCUACCUCCACAGUUACAUCCACAACAGAACCAAGCUCGUCUACCACUCUGGAACCUACUUCAACUACAUCUUCCUCUACCACUUCACAACCAACUUUAUCAACCGAAGAAUCAACUUCAACAUCUCCAACGUCUACCUCUACUUCAAGUCCUCCGGUGACUACUGCCAAUCCCAUUGCCAAUCCCUGUAGGUUUAGUACAAAUGGUGAUCUCAAGGAUCCUGCUCCACUACUAACACCGCAAGGAGCUCUCAGCUGGCUGCUGCCCGAUGAAAGUGGGCUUUACACCGUGGAAGAAGGAUCCUCCAUUGAUCUGCACUGCACUGGAGCUCUGGUAUCACCAUUUAAUAGGUAUACAGCUCUGAGCGCUCGUUGUGUUGGUGAUCAAUUGUACGAGGCCGAAGGACAGCUGGUCAAUAUUCGAGGAUUCGUCUGCCAGAGUUGGCCCACAUAUGCGGCAGUCCGAUCGGGACAAUCUUGCGCUGGUGGUACGGAUGUGGUGCACAUCGGCUUCGAUGUGGCUGCCGGUUUUCUUAGCCAUGUUGAGCUCUGCUACGAUCAGCAGGAGCAGAUCUCCAGAUACGCUCGCUAUGAACUGACUCCGGCCAAUGUGGCCUACCAAAAGGGUGUUGCUCAACCGGGCUAUCUUCGAGGUGACUUCUAUAGCGGCGAAGAUGUCAAUGUUCUAUAUGACCAAUCACACCAGCUGGAUGCAUUUAGUACGGCCCUGGGAUUAGAUGCCAGUCAGUACUUUGACAGCACUAAGGAUCUCUAUUUGACCAGAGGACAGCUGGCAGCUCGUCUUGAUUUCGUCCAUAGUUCCGCCCAGAGAGCCACCCACUUUUAUGUGAACGCAGUUCCUCAAUGGAGAAGCAUCAAUAUUGGAAAUUGGCUUGCAGUGGAAUCCAGUUUGAAGCAAUUUGUGGCGGAUGAGGCACUUAAUGUGAGUGUACAUGCCGGCAGCUAUGAUAUCUCAACUCUACCCAAUUCACAAGGUGUCCAGACACCUCUGUAUCUGAAUGCCGAGACCAAACAACUGCCAGUAGCUAAGAUCCUCUAUCGCAUUGUUAUCGAUCAGGAAAGUCGCAAGGGAGUAGUUCUAAUUGUGGUCAACAAUCCACAUAUAACAUUGACGGAGACCCUCGAGGAUUAUGUGAUCUGUGAGGAUGUGGGAGCGCAAAUCGAUUGGUUGGACUGGGACAAAGCAAACCUGCAGAAGGGCUACUCCUAUGCGUGCUCUGUAGAAGAUUUCAUCGAAGUGGUUAAGGAUUUGCCCACAGAUCAACUGCAAACAACAGGAAUUCUUGGUUUGACUGAUCAAAUCUUGGACAAUGAAGUGUGCAGCUUUAAAGUGAACGGUGAUCUUAAGGAUCCGGCUCCUUUAUUUGUAGUCAGGAGUGAAUUGGGUCAUGCGAGAUAUUUGGAACCGAAUCAAGAAGGAGUAGUUCAGCUAAAACAUGGAGAAGCCCUUGAGUUCCACUGCAUCAAUUCUUUCAGUGGACCCUUCUCUGGUUAUACCUUCGUCAAUUCAACAUGCUGGCAACAGCAGAGCAUCCUGGCAAUGGGCAGUUUGUAUCAGCUGCAGGACUUUGUCUGCACUUCCUGGCCAACAUACACUGCUCGUCGCUCUGGUCGUCCCUGCAAUGGUGGUACUGAUCUGCUUGAAGUGGGCUUUCAGCUGUCAUCCUCCUCGAGCGACGACUUCCUGCAGACCUAUGACGUGUGUCACGAUGAACUGAGCGAAGUCACCCGCUAUGUGCAUCAUGUUUUGUACCCCGGAAGUGACCAAUAUCAGCGAUCUGUAUCCAGGCCAUCCUUUAUACCCGGCGACUUUUACGGAGGCAAGGAUGUGAACACUUUGUACACCCAAGUUCAACAGAAUAUCACGGUUUCCGAGAUUUUGGGCAUGGAUGCCUCACCAUACUUCAACACCACUGGUAAUGUCUAUCUGGCUCGGGGUCACCUUUCUGCAAAGACCGACUUUGUCUUUGGGGCCGCUCAAAAGGCGAGCUUCUUCUUUGUGAAUGCGGCACCUCAGUGGCAGACCUUUAAUGGCGGAAACUGGGAACGAAUCGAGGACAGUGUGAGAAAGUUUGUGGCGGAUGAAAACAUCACAGUGGAUUGCUAUACGGGCACAUGGGGUGUGUCCACCCUGCCGGAUGUAAAUGGCAUUGGAAGGGAGCUCUAUUUGGACUUUGAUGAAAACAACAAUGGUCUGAUUCCAGUGCCAAAGUUGUACUUCCGCGUGAUUAUCGAUCGCGAGAGCAGAAAUGGCAUCGUGCUACUUGGAGUUAACAACCCACAUGCCACCAUUGAGCAAAUCGAAGAGGAGUACAUCAUCUGCCAGGAUAUUGGCGCCCAACUGAGUUGGGUCAGUUGGACCAAAGAGGACCUAAAGAAGGGCUAUUCAUAUGCCUGUACUGUGGAGGACUUUACUGCAGUGGUGAAAGACCUACCUUUACAAGACCUGUUUGUCGAUGGAGUCCUGGGUGUUUAAUAUCAGAUUUUGUGGGUGUGCAAUUUCCAAAAAAAAAAACGAAUUUCUUAAUUUAAAACCAAUAAAAAGACUAUCUU
This is a messenger RNA of Drosophila melanogaster (fruit fly), 4206 nucleotides long. RefSeq lists its product as uncharacterized. The record is from RefSeq and is marked reviewed. The transcript has a single exon. NCBI's taxonomy places the organism in Eukaryota, Metazoa, Arthropoda, Insecta, Diptera, Drosophilidae. Gene Ontology annotation, molecular function: hydrolase activity; metal ion binding; nucleic acid binding. The coding region runs from base 14 to 4129 and encodes 1371 amino acids.